UUCCGUCCGGGGUAAGAUGGCGGCGCCCGGGGUCCUGUGGAGCGGUCGCAGAGGGUGCCGCCGCCUUAGGCGAGGUCGGGCCGCCCUGCGCGGAAGAACCGCCCCCAGCUGCCACACCACCAGCGCCUAGCGAAGCAUCCCAGGCCCCGCCCGGGACUGCAGCCGCACCAUGGAUUCUUCCAGUUCAUCUAACUCUUGUUUCUCCGUCGGCUCCACCAGUCCCGGCGCUGUGGUGCUCCUUUACUCGAAGGAGCUCAAAAAGUGGGAUGAGUUUGAAGAUAUUUUAGAGGAGAGGAGGCAUGUCAGUGACUUGAAAUUUGCAAUGAAAUGUUACACACCUCUUGUCUAUAAGGGAAUUACUCCGUGCAAGCCGAGUGACAUUAAAAGCCGUGUUCUCAGUUCUGAAGAGGUUCACUAUGUCAUUAAACAGCUCUCCAAGGACUCCCCGCAGUCCGCGGCUGCCCUCCAAGAGGAAGCCUGUGAGAUCCUGGAUGAAAUGAGCCACAAUCUGCGCCUGGGAGCCAUUCGGUUUUUUGCCUUCGCCCUGAGCAAAAUAUUUAAACAAAUUUUCUCGAAAGUGUGUGUAAAUGAAGAAGGUCUUCAGAAACUACAACGAGCCAUCCAGGAGCAUCCGGUGGUCCUGCUGCCUAGUCACCGGAGUUACAUCGACUUUCUGUUGUUGUCUUUUAUUUUAUACAACUACGAUCUACCUGUGCCAGUCAUCGCAGCGGGGAUGGACUUCCUGGGAAUGAAAAUGAUCGGGGGGCUGCUGCGGAUGUCAGGUGCCUUCUUCAUGCGGCGCACCUUUGGUGGCAAUAAGCUCUACUGGGCCGUGUUCUCUGAAUACGUCAAAACCAUGCUGCGGAAUGGUUAUGCUCCUGUUGAAUUUUUCCUCGAAGGGACAAGAAGCCGCUCUGCCAAGACAUUGACCCCUAAAUUUGGUCUUCUGAAUAUUGUGAUGGAACCAUUUUUCAAAAGAGAAGUUUUUGACACCUACCUUGUCCCAAUUAGCAUCAGUUAUGAUAAGAUAUUGGAAGAAACUCUUUAUGUAUAUGAGCUUCUAGGGGUUCCCAAGCCAAAAGAAUCUACAACUGGAUUGCUGAAAGCCAGGAAGAUUCUCUCUGAAAACUUUGGCAACAUACACGUGUACAUUGGCGACCCCGUGUCACUUCGCUCUCUGGCAGCCGGAAGGAUGAGCCGCAGCCCGUACAACCUGGUCCCAAGAUACAUCCCUCAGAAGCAGUCGGAGGACAUGCAAACCUUCGUCACCGAGGUCGCCCACAGAAUGCAGCUUCUGCAGAUUCAGAACCUGGCGCUGAGCCCCUGGGCCCUGAUUGUCGCUGUUUUGCUCCAGAACCGGCCGUCCAUGGACUUCGACGCACUGGUAGAGAAGGCUACGUGGCUGAGAGGCUUAGCCCGCACCUUCGGGGGGCUCCUCACGUGGCCAGACAAUGAGCCUGCGGGAGACGUGGUCCAGGCCAGCAUCCAUCUGCACGCCAACGUCGCCGGCCUGGUCAAGGACCGGGUGGUCCUGAGAGUGGACUCCGGGGACUCGGACAUGGUCGACGGCCUCGUCCUCCAGCACGUCACGCUCCUCAUGUGCUCCACCUACAGGAACCAGCUGCUCAACGUUUUUGUCCGGCCCUCCUUGGUGGCUCUGGCGUUGCAGAUGACACCUGGCUCCAGGAAAGAGGAUAUCUACGGGUGCUUUCACUUCCUACGCGAUGUUUUUUCAGAUGAGUUCAUCUUCUUCCCAGGAAAUGCAGUGAAGGACUUUGAAGAAGGCUGUUACCUGCUUUGUAAAAGUGAAACCAUUCAAGUGACGACGAGGGACAUCCUAGUUACAGAGAAAGGAAAUACCGUGUUAGAAUUUUUAAUAGGACUCUUUAAACCUUUCGUGGAAUGUUAUCAGAUAAUAUGCAAAUACCUCUUGAAGGAACAAGAAGACUACUUCACUGAGAAGCAGUACUUGGCUAGAGUUAGAGUGUUCACAAGCCAGCUUCUCGAUCAAGGUGCCUCACAGUGUUACGAUGUGUUAUCUUCUGACGUACAGAAAAAUGCCUUAGCAGCUUUGGUGAGGCUAGGUGUGGUAGAGAAGAAGAAGGUAAAUAAUGACCAUCUAUUUAAUGUGAAAGAACCUGCCACAGCAAAAUUAGAGGAAAUGCUUGGUGGGAAGACACCAGUAGGAAAACCAGCAACUGCAAAACUUUAAUAAUUGCCAAACAGUUAUGGAAAGUUUGGUCAUAUAAUUACUGUCAUCCAAGGACACUUACUACAGCAAACAGGGACAUAAAGGAAGAGAUCCAUCUUUCUUCUCAUGCUCCGUAAGACGUGAGGCGAUGGGCCCAGGAGAUGAAGAGGUGACCAACUUAAGGAACCGGUGUACUCGUCCCCACCACAGUGGUUAAAAGGCAUUUGUACCUGACUCUGUGUUUUAAAAUAAAACAGUCUUUUGGAAACAUGUUUGGAAAAA
This is a messenger RNA of Rhinolophus ferrumequinum (greater horseshoe bat), 2473 nucleotides long. RefSeq names its product glyceronephosphate O-acyltransferase (gene GNPAT). Gene Ontology annotation, cellular component: mitochondrial membrane; peroxisomal membrane; peroxisome. The record is from RefSeq and is a predicted model, not a curated record. NCBI's taxonomy places the organism in Eukaryota, Metazoa, Chordata, Mammalia, Chiroptera, Rhinolophidae. Gene Ontology annotation, molecular function: glycerone-phosphate O-acyltransferase activity. The transcript is spliced from 16 exons. Gene Ontology annotation, biological process: ether lipid biosynthetic process. Bases 170 to 2212 code for a protein of 680 amino acids.